ACUGAAGAAAAGGACUAGACUUGAGUUUAGUAUAAAAGGGGUGUGUCUUAACUACUUCUGCAUCAGUUCUACUGUAGCGAUCAGUUCUGUAGACACAUCUAUUCACAACUCUUCCAUAAUCAUCAUGAAUACUUUGAUAAUUGUCAUGCUUUUUGCUCUUGCCUCACCUAUUUUCUGUGAGGACCAAGCUCUGGAGCCUAAAAAACAAGAAAAAAGAGGUCUAGCUGGUCUUGGAUAUGGAUCCUAUCUUGGUGCUCAUGGUUAUGGAUAUAAUGGAUUAGGACAUGGAUAUGUAGGUACUCCUUAUUACUCAAGCUUAGGUCACGGAGUUGCUACUCCAGUUCUAAGUCAUUCUUACUCAGCACCUUUAGCUUAUUCCCACGGAUACUCUGGAUAUCACGGAUAUAACUCACCUCACUACAGUGCUCCACUUCGUGUCGGAUACGGUGGUCUCGGCCAUGGCUUAGGACACUACAAUUAUUGGUGAAAGAUCGAAAUCAGGAAGAUCAUUUAUUUCAUUACAUUUCUGUGGAAAUGUCUUUCAAAUAUUAACAUGUCUUGUUUCAUUUUUAUGAUUUCAUCACUUUUUUAUGUUCAUUAAUUGACCAAACUAAAA
Messenger RNA from Chelonus insularis, 616 nucleotides. Its product is annotated as glycine-rich protein-like. The record is from RefSeq and is a predicted model, not a curated record. The transcript is spliced from 3 exons. Lineage: Eukaryota; Metazoa; Arthropoda; Insecta; Hymenoptera; Braconidae. Bases 125 to 487 code for a protein of 120 amino acids.